AUGGCGGCCAUCCCAGGUAUCGUCGAGGACCCCAACCGCAGUAACAAUGACGACAGCCAGGAAAAUAUUCAACCAAUUCACCAUGCCCCCAUCAUCGGCAGCUCUGAUUCCGCCGCUGAGUCAACCCUCGCCAGCCCCUCACAAGUCAGCAUCGAUGGCCGAUGGGGAGAACAAACCGAGGGCGAACCGGUCUCCCGCCAUGGCGCAAUGGAAGAUUUCGAAGAGAUGCGUCGAGAAUUGAGUCGGUUCAGUCUGCAGAGGACUCGUUCGCAGGUAUCUCGUCGCUCCGUGCGGCCUGCUAGUAGAUGGCGGUCAGCCACAAAAACCAAGACUCGAGAUUCCGAAAAGGGAGACGAGGAGACCGAACAGGACGACUUCGAUUUAGGCGAGUUUCUGAUGGGCGGCAUUCUGGAGCGAAGAACGACAGCCGGCGAACCCGCCAAAAAAGUAGGCGUGCUGUACAAAAACCUGACCGUCAUGGGCGUGCAAGCCUCCGCAUCGUUCGUCAAAACGCUCCCCGAAGCGCUGAUUGGCACGUUUGGACCAGAUCUGUAUCAUAUCGUGCAGUAUUUCUUCCCGAAAAUACGAUUCGGGAAGCCGCCUGCCACCAGAACCCUGAUCAAUGACUUCACCGGCGUCGUUCGUGAUGGUGAGAUGAUGCUCGUUCUGGGACGACCCGGCGCUGGCUGCUCGACAUUUUUGAAGACUAUUGCCAACGACCGCGGUUCUUACGCCGCUGUAUUGGGCGAUGUCAGCUAUGGCGGUAUCUCGGCUGAAGAACAACACAAACACUUUCGUGGAGAAGUCAACUAUAACCCCGAGGAUGACCAACAUUUUGCGACUUUGACUGUCUGGCAGACACUCAAGUUCUCACUCAUGAACAAGACCAAAAAGGGCGAACGAGACAGUGUACCCAUUAUUUUGGAUGCGUUGCUGAGAAUGUUUGGCAUCAGCCACACGAAGAACACUCAGGUCGGUAAUGAGUAUGUGCGAGGUGUUUCUGGUGGCGAACGGAAACGUGUCAGUAUUGCAGAAACUCUCGCGUCGAAAUCGACAGUGGCAUGUUGGGACAAUUCUACCCGAGGUCUAGAUGCCAGUACUGCAUUGGACUACGCCAAAUCCCUGCGUAUCAUGACUGAUAUUAGCAGACGAACUACUUUUGUCACUUUGUACCAGGCUGGUGAAGGUAUCUACGAGCUGAUGGACAAGGUGCUCGUCAUUGACGAGGGAAGAAUGCUUUUCCAGGGCCCAGCAAACGAGGCAAAGCAGUACUUCAUCGAUCUGGGAUUCUACUGUCCGCCGCAAUCGACCACAGCUGACUUUUUGACUUCGCUUUGUGACGCCAACGCUCGUCAAUUCCAGCCUGGUAAAGAAGCAUCAACCCCGAAGACAGCCGAAGAGUUGGAGAAGAUUUUCAAGCAAAGUGGUGCAUACAAACGCAUUCUCGACGACGUCGCUCUAUACGAACGCCAACUAGCCGACACUCAACUGGAAGACACGCGCCGUUUCCAGCAAACCGUCGGCGCAUCCAAAAGCAAAAACGUAUCCAAGAAAUCCUCCUACACCGUGUCCUUUCCCAAACAGGUAGCCGCCUGUGUUAAGCGCGAGGUUUGGCUAUUAUUAGGUGACAAGACAUCCCUCUACACCAAGUUCUUCAUUGCCAUCGCCAACGCCUUGAUUGUCAGCUCUUUAUUUUACGGAGAGUCCCUCAACACUAGUGGCGCCUUUGCCAGAGGAGGUGUUUUGUUCUUUUCUGUUUUGUUUCUUGGCUGGCUGCAAAUGACCGAAUUGAUGCCCGCUGUAUCUGGUCGUACUAUGAUCCAGCGUCAUCGGGAUUACGCGUUCUAUCGACCUUCGGCAGUCUCGAUUGCGAGAGUUGUGGUUGAUUUUCCGUUUCUGGCUACUUUGGUUUCCGUCUUCGGUAUCAUCACUUACUUUCUAUCUGGAUUGGACGUUGAUGCGGGCAAGUUCUUCAUCUACUUGCUCUUUGUAUACACAACGACCAUCUGUAUCACUUCCAUGUACCGGAUGUUCGCCGCUCUAUCACCCACAAUCGACGAUGCAGUUCGUUUCGGUGGAAUCGCCUUGAAUCUGCUGGUUAUCUUUGUCGGUUACGCAAUCCCCAAAAGUACCCUACUCAACGAUUCAAUCUGGUUCGGCUGGUUGUUUUACGUCAACCCCAUCUCGUACGCUUACGAGGCUGUUCUGACAAAUGAGUUUGCCAACCGAGAAAUGGACUGUGAUCCUUCUAUGCUUGUGCCAUCAGGCCCGGGAGCUGUGGCCGGUCACCAGAGUUGUGCUCUGACGGGGUCCUCAGUAGAUCAAACUCGAGUUUCGGGGGCUGCUUAUCUGGAGACCUCGUUUGGCUUUACUCGUCAUCACCUGUGGCGCAAUUUUGGCGUCGUUGUCGCCUUUACUGUGCUCUACAUCCUUGUCACGGUUGUUGCGAAUGAGAUUAUGACUUUCGGUGGUGGAGGAGGCGGUGCGCUUAUUUUUAAGAAGUCGCGACGAUCGAAGCAACUCGCUCAAGCCGAGAAGAAGAGUGACGAAGAAAACGGUGCAAACGGCGUCGCCGUACCGGCUAAUUCCUCAUCCGACGACAAGAUCAUGAACUCGUUGACUACCAGUGAUCGCAUAUUCACCUGGUCCAAUGUCGAGUAUACCGUCCCCUACGGCAACGGCGAGAGGAAACUCUUGAACGGUGUAAGCGGAUACGCCAAACCAGGCGUUAUGAUCGCCUUGAUGGGCGCAUCCGGUGCCGGCAAGACGACUUUGCUCAACACUCUCGCUCAACGACAGAAAAUGGGCGUCGUCACAGGUGACAUGUUGGUCGACGGCCGCCCUCUGGGUGCUGACUUCCAGCGUGGAACCGGUUUCUGUGAGCAAAUGGACCUGCACGACGGUACAGCUACGAUCCGCGAAGCUUUGGAGUUUUCCGCCAUUCUGCGUCAAGACCGAGAGACCCCCCGAUCCGAAAAGAUUGACUAUGUCAAUCGCAUCAUCGACCUGCUCGAGCUCGAAGACAUUCAAGACGCACUCAUCAGCUCGCUAGGUGUCGAGCAAAAGAAGCGUGUCACAAUCGGCGUUGAGCUAGCAGCCAAACCCAGUUUGUUGCUGUUCCUCGACGAGCCAACCAGUGGUCUCGACAGCCAGGCUGCGUUCUCCAUUGUCCGAUUUUUGAGGAAGCUGGCACACGCAGGUCAAGCCAUCGUCUGCACAAUCCAUCAACCUUCAUCCAUGCUCAUCCAACAGUUUGACAUGAUCCUUGCCCUCAAUCCCGGUGGAAAUACAUUUUACUUCGGCUCUGUAGGCCAAGAUGGGCGUGAUGUAGUCGACUACUUUGCCGACCGCGGCGUCGUCUGUCCUCCAUCCAAGAACGUGGCUGAAUUUAUUCUCGAAACAGCCGCAAAGCCCGUCGUUCGUAACGGGAAACGAAUCGACUGGAACGAAGAAUGGCGCAACUCCACUCAAAAUCAAAAGAUGUUGGACGAGAUUGAACAGAUCGUCAAAGAACGCAGUCAAAUCCCCAUUUCCGAGGAUGCAGCGGGCAAACCAACCGAAUUCGCGGCUCCCGUCACGACGCAAAUCGAGAUGCUAACGAAGCGUGUCUUCCUGCAAUACUGGCGUGACCCUUCUUAUUACUACGGAAAGAUCUUCGUUAGCAUUAUCCUGGGUAUUUUCAACGGUUUCACAUUCUGGAAACUCGGCAACAACCUGUCGGGUCUGCAGGACCGCAUGUUCUCAACUUUCCUGAUCAUUCUGAUUCCGCCUAUCGUGAUGAACAGUAUCGUCCCCAAGUUCUAUAUGAACCGCUCCCUAUGGGAAUCGCGUGAAUACCCGAGUCGAAUUUACGGCUGGGUCGCGUUCUGUACUGCGAACGUCGUUUGCGAGAUUCCCAUUGCCGUCCUUACCUCAGUGAUCUACUUCGUGCUCUGGUAUUUCCCUGUUGGGCUUCCGACGGACAGCAGUUCGGCGGGAUACGUCUUCCUCAUGACGAUGCUCUUCUUCUUCUUCCAGGCGAGCUGGGGACAAUGGAUUUGCGCAUUUGCGCCUUCGUUUACUGUCAUAUCAAAUGUCCUCCCCUUCUUCUUCGUAAUGUGCAACCUCUUCAACGGCGUAAUCCGCUCCUACGCCUCCUACCCUGUAUUCUGGAAAUACUGGCUAUACUACGUGAACCCUAUCACUUGGUGGAUCCGAGGCACUUUGUCCGCCGUCCUGCCCGCCGUGACAGUUGAAUGCGCACCUCAGGAAGUAACCUACUUCACGCCUCCGGAUGGGCAGAACUGCCAAUCCUACGCGUCUAAUUGGGUUAACAAUAUCGCCGGAACGGGAUACUUACUGCCUGAUUCUGGUUCGGGCGAGUGCGGGUAUUGCAUGUACAGCAAUGGGCGCGAGUAUAUGCACACCCUUAACGUGCAGGAUGACGACAAAUGGCACUGUUUCGGCAUUUUUCUCGCCUUUGUUGUGAUCAAUUGGGUUCUCGUUUAUUUCUUCAUUUAUACGGUCCGCAUAAGGGGCUGGUCGUUUGGGAUGGGCUGGUUGUUUGGCGGGAUUGGGGCUGUUGUUGGGGGGAUCAAGAAUGUGAUUAGAAGGAAGUGA
Messenger RNA from Talaromyces amestolkiae, 4599 nucleotides. RefSeq lists its product as uncharacterized. Gene Ontology annotation, cellular component: membrane. The record is from RefSeq and is a predicted model, not a curated record. Gene Ontology annotation, molecular function: ATP hydrolysis activity; ABC-type transporter activity; ATP binding. The coding region runs from base 1 to 4599 and encodes 1532 amino acids. Lineage: Eukaryota; Fungi; Ascomycota; Eurotiomycetes; Eurotiales; Trichocomaceae. Gene Ontology annotation, biological process: transmembrane transport. The transcript has 2 exons.